Teleopsis dalmanni is the source of this 1394-nucleotide messenger RNA. RefSeq names its product SOX domain-containing protein dichaete (gene Sox21a). Gene Ontology annotation, biological process: anatomical structure morphogenesis; regulation of DNA-templated transcription; cell differentiation. Gene Ontology annotation, molecular function: DNA-binding transcription factor activity, RNA polymerase II-specific; RNA polymerase II cis-regulatory region sequence-specific DNA binding. Bases 241 to 1224 code for a protein of 327 amino acids. The transcript has 2 exons. The record is from RefSeq and is a predicted model, not a curated record. NCBI's taxonomy places the organism in Eukaryota, Metazoa, Arthropoda, Insecta, Diptera, Diopsidae.
CAUUUAACAAAACAUACAGACUUCAUUUGGAAGUUUCAGAAUAUAAUCAUUCUGAUAAACAAAAAAAAAAGAAUUGACGCACCCACCGAUAAUAAAAUUGUAAAUAACCCCGGCAUAAUCUGAACACAAACGACGGACAACAAGUACCAGAAAAAGUCAGUAAAUUCUAUUUAAACUUUAACAAAAAGGACUCAUUCCGCCAACACAACAACAUUUCAACACAAGCGCGAAACGUGCAUAAUGACGAGCAUUUCGGCAAUUCUACAACAUCAAAAUCACAGCAUUAGCAACAGCAGCAGCAGUAAUUCCUCAUCGCCAACGCAAUUAGCCAGUUCAGUUGUGCUCAAUAUGAGUUCACCAUUGAAACAAACAAACUCCAACGCCAUCACAUCCGCCAACAUGGGCAACAAUUCCACAAUAGCAAAUUCCAGCAGCUCACACAAUCAGCAUCAUCAGCAUGCUCAUCAGCAUGCUCAUCAUCAAAAUGUCACACAUCAUAAUGCGUCACACCAUCACCAGAACGACCACAUCAAGCGUCCAAUGAAUGCUUUUAUGGUAUGGUCACGAGGGCAACGACGCAAAAUGGCGCAGGAUAAUCCAAAAAUGCACAACUCUGAGAUAUCGAAACGUCUAGGCGCCGAGUGGAAAUUGCUAACCGAAGGACAAAAGCGACCAUUCAUUGAUGAGGCAAAGCGAUUACGAGCACUGCACAUGAAAGAACAUCCCGACUACAAGUAUAGACCGCGUCGCAAACCGAAAUCGUUAAACAAGUCACCAGUGCCAGGUAAUGGCGGUACUCAAAAUGGUUUACAGAAGGAAACACACAUGAGUAGUGCACAACAUCAUCAUGCCAACAGUGUACACCAUGCUCACCAACAAGCUUCUCCUACACUUAGUGCAAAAUACGGCUUUGGCACACCAUUGGAAUUAACUCUGAAUAUGCCACCACGCGUGCCUAAUGCCUUUCCUGCACUCUCACACUAUCCAUUAGAUCCUACAAUCGCUUUGGAUUUACAAGCGCGUCUACAGGCAAUGUACGCUGGCAGCUUAUACCAUCCAUGGCGUUAUUUUGGUUGCACACCUCUGAUCAGUCCUGAAACGCCUCCUUCUCCGCCCAGUAGUAGUAGUACAGGCAUAUCGUCUUACGGUUGCAUUAAGUCUGCCAAAUCAUCUCCAACUUUGUCACUGACAAGUGCACAAACGGCGCCACCUAAUAUUAUUUGACCAACCCCAUUGCGGUAUGGUGCCGCCGAACAUGCUGUUUGAGAAGUAAGUGCGGUGAUGCUGUUUAAACACUAAGAUGUUUUAGUAUAUAUUUGAAUAUAGUAGAAGAUAUAAUUAAUAAAAAUGAAUAUAUUGUAUACAAAAGAUUUUUAAACGUCUGAUCAAGUAUG